This is a messenger RNA of Lithohypha guttulata, 3030 nucleotides long. RefSeq lists its product as uncharacterized. Gene Ontology annotation, molecular function: copper ion binding; oxidoreductase activity. The coding region runs from base 1 to 3030 and encodes 1009 amino acids. The record is from RefSeq and is a predicted model, not a curated record. NCBI's taxonomy places the organism in Eukaryota, Fungi, Ascomycota, Eurotiomycetes, Chaetothyriales, Trichomeriaceae. The transcript has a single exon.
AUGAAGCUCACAACUUCUACAGCCCUUGCGGUCGCUGCAACUACCGCCGCUGCACAAGAUAGCAGCUGGUCUGCGUGGUCAAGCACUACUACCAGCAGUUGUGCAGCACCUUCUACAUCUGUCAAGACAGAGACCACCACAGCCUACGAGUCUACUUCCGAAGUAUACCUCAAGACGGUUGUAGUACCUCUUCCAAGUGCUCCAGCCUCAGUAUCUAUCAAACCUGAUUGGGUAGAGUGGACAAGCAGCAGCAGUAACGCCGCCACUACUACCACUACUUGCGACACAAAGAAGACUGUCACAUCUACAAAGACAAUCACUUCCACUAUUCCAGGCACGACUACUGUCACCAAGUCGGUCCUCUUUGUUGGCGCUCAAGUCUCUGACAGCCCCGAUGCAGCAUGGAACAACUGGGGUAAUGGAGGAAGUGGGAGUGCCACCGGUUCAGGUUCAGGCUCAGGUUCAGGUUCAGGCUCGGGCUCAGGCUCCAGCAGUGGCUUCACUGGUGCAGGAUCAGGCUCAGGCUCUGGGUACGGAUCUGGAUCUGGUUCGGCUUCUGGCUCCGGUUCUGCCCCAGGGUCAGGAAAGGGCUCUGACACUGACUCGGGCUCGGGCUGGGGUAAAGGUAGCGCCAGCAACAACGACAAUGGCAAAAGUGGAGGCGCAGACAGAAAUAGUGGCUCCAACGGCAACAGUGGCUGGGGUCCUGGCAGCUGGGGCGGCAAGGGCACUGGCGGUCUCGUCCUUGGAGAAGGCGACGAUGUUUUCCAUUGGGUGCCAGACACACCUUCCAAUACUGCGUCGGGCGUUGCACCCACUUAUACUGCACAACCCGAUGGUACCUACCGUGGUACCCCAUGGGGAGGUGUAGGAGGUUGGCGCGACUGGAACAAAGAUGGCAGUGAUAACGGAGGCAGCGGAAACAACGGCAAUGGCAAUGGCGGAAGUGGCAGAAACAACGGUACCAGCGAUGGUGACAACAAUGGUGGUGGCAGCAAAAACAACUCUACCAAGCCUAUCAAUGGUACCCGACCAGAUUUUGGUUCGCCUAGCAGCAAUCUCACCAAACCCUUUGAGUUCCUCAAGGAGAGCAACUGCAACUCUGCUUCUGAUCGAUCCAAGUGGUGCGGUGGCUUCGAUAUUGAUACCGACUACUACAAGGACUACUUCGGCGAUUGCAGCUCGACAGGCCUGAGCACUAGCAGCCAGGGUUUCGGUAAGGGUGGCCUCGGAGCUGGAUUCACUGGUGGCAAUAAAUGCGAAUACGACCUUGUCUUGUCUCGAGGCAAGGCAAACACAGAUGGCGACGAAGUCGACAUGAUUCUUAUCAAUGGACAAUAUCCUGGCCCAGCUAUUGAGUGUAAUUGGGGUGAUCUCGUUGUCAUCAAUGUCCACAAUCAGCUUAGCAACAAUGGUACUGCAAUCCACUGGCACGGUAUCAGACAGAUGUGCACCAACGAUCAGGAUGGUGUACCGGGUGUUACAGAAUGUGGUCUUGCACCAGGCAAGUCUCGAACCUAUACAUGGCGUGCAUCGUCCUAUGGCACUUCAUGGUACCACUCCCAUUGGAACCUGCAAUACGGUGAUGGUGUCAUGGGUCCUAUCAUCAUCCAUGGUCCUGCUACUGCCAAUUAUGAUGUCGAUGCUGGCCCAGUCAUGAUCUCCGAUACCUACGGCAUGAGUGCUUCCGCUUUCGGACACCUGAUUGCUCACAAAGGACCUCUUCCAGUUGACAACUACUUGCUGAAUGGCAAGAAUGUUAAGACCGACCUCUCUGCAGGACAACACGCCCUGUGGGAGGUUCAGAAGGGCAAGAAAUACCUCUUCCGCUUCAUCAACGCCGCAUCCCAGAAUAUGUACUCCGUCUCCAUUGAUGGACACAAGAUGCAAGUCAUUGCUGCUGACUUUGUCCCUAUCGUUCCUUACACGACUGAGUGGCUGAAUAUCGGCAUUGGCCAGCGAUACGACGUUGUGAUAGAAAUGAACCAAGACGUAGGUACCUACUUCUUGCGAGCUGUUACCCAGACAUUGUGCCCAUCAGGCUCUGCCAAUAGCGGUCUUGGCCAAGCGAACGGUGUCAUCGCCUACAAGGAGAGCGACUAUACUCUGCCUACUUCGACCAUGAAUGGCAACAAGACAGCCACUGACUUCUCGAUUUGCAUCGAUGAACCUCUGGCCAGCCUCGUUCCUCAUCUCAAGAUGGAUGCUGGCACAAAGACCGCAUUUCAAGCAUCUGCGUCCACUCUUCCAGGCGGUCUGGUUCAACGAGUUCAGACUGACGAUGACGGCUCUCUCUUCAGAUGGUUUCUCAACAAUGGUGCUAUGUACGUCAAUUACACUACACCCACUCUUCAGUCGAUUCACGAAGGAGCACCUGUCAUUGCCAACAGCAGUGCCUAUGCUAAUCAGAUCACUCUCUCGCAAAAAGAUGAGUGGGUAUACUUCGUCAUCCAAAACCAGUUCUUUGCUUUCCACCCAAUGCAUUUGCACGGUCACGACUUCUCGGUUCUAGGCCAAGGCACAGGUCUCUUUACCUCUGACAUGGUCGAUACCCUCAAUUUCGACAAUCCAAUCCGACGUGACACAGCCAUGCUUGCUGGAGCUCCUCCUUCGAACCCACCUCCACCAAAUGGAGGCUGGACAGUCAUCGGCUUCAAGACAGACAAUCCAGGCGCAUGGCUCAUGCACUGCCACAUCGCCUGGCACGUCGACGGUGGCCUUGCCCUUCAGUGGAUCGAGCGACCAGACGAUAUCAAGAAAGCUGACCUAGCUGGCAAGGAUUCCUUCAAGCAAGAGUGCUCUGAGUACACGUCCUAUGAGGCCUCGGACGCAAAGUACCGAAAGUUCUCAGGCAAUUCCGGUUUGAAGAAGAGAGAGCCCACCUACUUUGACAAAUUGAUUGCCGAGAACAGCAAGCAAUUCAAUACUGUUGUGCGACGCGAUGAUGCUGCUCGUCAUUACCUAGAUGGUCACCUCAAGAGAGGUCUUGGUGAUGGCGCUCACCGACGAACGUUUGGUCGACGUGGUUGA